Messenger RNA from Trichoderma citrinoviride, 3500 nucleotides. RefSeq lists its product as hypothetical. The record is from RefSeq and is a predicted model, not a curated record. Lineage: Eukaryota; Fungi; Ascomycota; Sordariomycetes; Hypocreales; Hypocreaceae. The transcript has 3 exons. The coding region runs from base 10 to 3495 and encodes 1161 amino acids. Gene Ontology annotation, cellular component: site of double-strand break; nucleus. Gene Ontology annotation, molecular function: protein binding; nucleic acid binding. Gene Ontology annotation, biological process: DNA repair; proteasome-mediated ubiquitin-dependent protein catabolic process.
UCCUCCACAAUGGCAUACGUCGCGCCAGUCCACAAGCCCACGAGCAUCAGGCACGCCCUGCGCAUCCGGUUUCUGUCGCCGGACAUCGAGGACUUGGUCGUUGCGAAAGCAAACCGACUGGAGAUAUGGCGAGUCCACGAAGAAGGCAUGACGUGCCUGCACACAAAGGUCAUCCACGGCACCAUAGACAUGCUCAAGCGGUUGCAGCCCAAGGACUCUGCUACAGAUCUUCUCUUCAUCGGUACCGACAGGCUGCAAUACUUCAAUCUAGCCUGGAACCCUGAAACGAACCAGCUGGAUGCAGUCGAGCAGACAAUAGAGGACUCAGCAGAGCCCUAUAUGCGGCAGUCUCAGAGCCAGAACAGGUGUCUGGUUGACCCCACGGGCAAGUUUAUGGCGAUGCACCUCUGGGAGGGAGUGCUCAAUGUCUUUCGCCUGCGGAUACGCAAGGGUUUGACGACAAAGCUUGAAGGGCUCGACCAGGUCCGGUUGACCGAGCUGUGGAUGAAGGCGAGCACGUUCCUAUACAGUCGAACCGGCCACCCGACAAUUGCGUUUCUGUACAAGACUCAGCUCGAUCGCGAAGAAGCUCGGAUCGCCGUCUACCGACUAACAGAAGACGAUAAGCCCGGCGUUUCGUCCAAGUUUGACCCUCAAAAGAACCGAGACUUUGAACAAGUCAUCCCUGACCCUUAUGCAUCGAUGCUCAUACCGGUUCCCGUAUACGAAGAAAAGCGAUACCACGUGCGCAACAAUGAGGGAGCCAGGGCACAUCUGGGUGGUCUUCUUGUGGUGGGAGAGACGCUUCUCACAUACUUUGACAGUCUCACAUAUUCAAGCGUAUGCUCCAGCCUUGCGGAGCCCAAGAUUUACGUUGCCUGGGCCGAGUAUGAUGGGACGCGCUAUUUCUUGGCUGACGACUACGGCCGCCUGGACUUGCUGGAAAUCAAGACUACCAAUGAGUCGACAGGGGUGGUUGUGACAGGCAUGGAAGUCCAUCCGUUCGCUUUUGAGGAUUCAAGUCGAUAUACGUCAAGAGCAUCCAGCUUGGUUUAUAUGGGGAACGACCUCCUCUUCGUUGGUUCACAUCACGGCGACUCCCAGCUGUUACGUAUCGAUAUCGACACCCAGCAGAUGACUCUUCUCAAAGUCCUACCCAAUAACGCACCCAUCAUGGACUUUACCAUUAUGGAUAUGGGAAACAGAGAGGGAGACGCACAGUCAGGCAACACCUUUUCAUCCGGACAGGCCAGAAUCGUCGCCGGCUGUGGUGCCUAUCAAGAUGGAAGUCUACGCAGCAUCAGGAGCGGUGUUGGCUUGGAAGACCGUGGCCUCCUGGAUGAGUUUCAAGGCACCAGAGGCCUAUUCACACUGCGAUCCGUGGAGUCUGAGAAAGUCGACACUGUUGUUGUAUCCACUCUUGCUGGAACUCGAGUCCUGCGAUUCGAGCCUGAUAAUAUUGAGGAAGUGUACUCUUUCCAGGGAAUGGACCUCGAGUCGGAAACUCUCCUGGCUGCCAACCUGCCAAACGGCCAGCUGUUGCAGAUAACACCUCGAAUUGUCACUCUUCUGGACCCUGAAAGCGGGACCACGGCAUGCUCAUGGCAAGCACCGGAGGGAAAACUCAUCACGGCGGCGUCUGCCAAUACGAAGUGGGCUUUGGUGUCAAUAGAUGGAUCCAUGCUGGUCUCGUUGAACCUCCUUGACGGCCUCAAGGCAGUAGUCCAAGAUGCCUCGGAAAAUCCUGUAUCUGGGCAGCCCGAUCAAAUUUCCUGCAUACAUGCGGCGCGCGAUCCGCCAGAUUUUGGCGUGGUGGGCUGGUGGGCUUCUGGUACCAUAUCAGUCGUGGAUUUGGCGACCUUGACACCACUCCACGGCGAACCGUUGAGGCAGACAGACGACAGUGCUUCGGUUCCACGAGAUGUGGCACUGGUCCAGCUACACCCGCCCGACGUCUCCGGCCCAACUUUGCUGGUGGCAUUGGAGGAUGGUAAUGUCAUCAGCUUCAAUGUUUCUGUCAGGGGGUUCUCGAUAUCGGGAAGGAAGACGGUCACGCUAGGAAGCGGACCAGCUCGAUUGCACGUUCUGCCACGGCCAGAUGGAGUUUGCAACGUGUUUGCAACAACGGAGCAUGCCAGCUUGAUAUAUAGCUCAGAGGGGCGUAUCGUCUACUCGGCGACGACGGCUGACGAUGCGACUUUUGUGGCCCCGUUCGAUUCGGAAGCUUUUCCGGACUCCAUCGUGCUAUCAACCGAUGAGCACAUUAGGAUAUGUCACGUUGAUAGCGAAAGGCUCACGCACGUGAAGUCUCUUCCGAUGCACGAAACAGUCCGCCGUGUUGCUUAUUCGCCAGGCUUGAAGGCCUUUGGAUUGGGAUGCAUAAAGAAGGAGCUGGUGGAGAAUGAAGAAAUUGUUACGAGCACCGUCAAGCUGGUUGACGAGAUCAUCUUCCAGGAGCUGGGCCAGCCUUUUGAGCUGAAUGCUUCUGCUUCACUGGAGCUGGUUGAGUGCGUAAUCCGAGCCGAAUUGCCCGAUAGCAACGGCAAUAUGGCCGAAAGGUUCCUGGUUGGCACGAGCUUCGUCGCAGAUCCGGGCACAGACGAAGCCGGGGAGACGAGGGGAAGGAUUGUGGUUCUCGGCGUGGACGAAUCGCGGCAAUUGUAUCAAAUCACCUCCCAUAAUCUCAAGGGAGUAUGUCGUUGUUUGGCUAUGAUGGACGACUACAUCGUCGCCGGGCUGAGCAAGACGGUGGUUGUUUACAGCUUUGCUCAGGAGACCUCGACAUCCGCCAACCUGAAAAAACUGGCGUCAUACCGCCCAUCCUCAUUCCCUGUCGACCUGGAUGUUUCUGGUAACAUCAUCGGUGUUGGCGAUCUCAUGCAGUCCCUUACGCUCAUCGAGUUCACCCCACCCCAGGAUGGUAUGAAGGCAAAGCUGGAGGAGAAGGCACGCCAUUAUCAGCAGGCCUGGGCCACGUCUGUCUGCGCCCUGGACGAUACCAGGUGGCUGGAGGCAGAUGCUCAGGGCAAUAUCAUUGUGCUCAGACAGAGGCAGGAAGCGCCUACGGAGCAAGACCGCAGCCAGCUCGAGAUUAUCAGCGAGCUCAACAUUGGGGAGCAGAUCAACCGGAUUCGGAAGCUUCAGGUUGCGCCUGGUGAGAAUGCCAUUGUGAUACCCAAGGCGUUUCUGGGCUCGAUUGAGGGCACGCUGUACCUCUACGGCGACAUUGCUCCCAAGUACCAGGAUCUGCUCAUGACGUUCCAGUCACGGUUGCAGGGGUACAUCCAGACCCCCGGAAACCUGUCAUUUGACCUUUGGCGGGCGUUUAGAAACCCGGCUCGAGAGGGCGAGAGUCCUUAUCGGUUCGUGGACGGCGAGAUGAUAGAGAGGUUCCUGGACUUGAGCGAGAGCCAGCAGGAGCUGGUUUGCGAAGGGCUGGGCCCGAAUGUCGAGGACAUGCGGAACCUGAUUGAGGAGCUGAGGAGGAUGCACUGAAGCUG